AUGUCUUCGGAUGCAGACUCCUCGCACCACAAGCGCGUCUGGUGGAAAGAGGCAACAUUCUACCAGAUAUACCCGGCAUCUUUCAAAGACAGCAAUGGAGACGGCUGGGGCGAUAUUCCGGGGAUACUUGAAAAAAUCGAGCACAUUGCGUCUCUAGGCGUAGAUGUAGUAUGGCUUUCCCCCAUGUUUGACUCUCCGCAGGUCGACAUGGGCUACGACGUGUCGGAUUAUGAGCAAGUGUAUCAGCCAUACGGUACAGUGGAAGACGUCGAGAAGCUCAUCAAAGCAUGCCAUGAGAACAACAUGAAGAUCAUUCUCGACCUUGUCGUCAACCACACAAGCAACCAACAUGCUUGGUUCAAGGAAAGUAGGAGUUCAAAAGACAACCCUAAAAGAGAUUGGUAUUUCUGGCAGCCAGCUCGUUACGAUGAGCAGGGAAACCGUCAGCCUCCAACAAACUACCGCUCGUACUUUGCUGGUGGAACUUGGACGUGGGAUGAGCGUACGCAAGAGUACUAUCUGCAUCUCUACGACAAAUCGCAGCCUGAUCUCAACUGGGAAAACGAAGAUUGCCGCAAAGCCAUCUACAAUUCCGCCAUGCGAUUCUGGCUAGACAAGGGAAUCGACGGCUUCCGAGUUGAUACCGUGAACAAAUACUCCAAAGUCUUCCCUUUCUCCGACGCACCCAUCACCGAUCCCGCAAGCGCCAUCCAGCCCGCCGCACAAAUGUGGUGCAACGGCCCGCGGAUCCACGAAUUCCUCAAAGAAAUGAACCGCGACGUACUGUCACAUUACCGCACGUACGACGGCCUCCCUCUCGUCACAGUCGGCGAACUCGCGCUCUGUUCCUCUCCAGCCUCCGUCCUGCCGUACAUCAGCGCGCGCGAAAAAGAACUAGACAUGGUCUUCCAAUUCGACAUUACACACCUGGGCCAGGGUCCACCGGGCAGCGACACCAAGUACGACUUUACUCCGUGGGAAAUCUCAGAAAUGAAGCGCAUAGUCGAGAAAUGGCAGUGCUUUAUCCACGGCACCGACGCCUGGACAACCGUUUUCAACGAGAACCACGACAAUGGGCGCAGCGUCUCGCGCUUCGCAGACGACUCACCGCAGUGGCGAGACCAGAGCGCAAAGAUGCUGGCACUGUGGCUCAUCGGUCAAACCGGCACCUUGUUCCUAUACCAAGGCCAGGAAAUCGGCAUGGUUAACGCGCCGCGACACUGGGACAUAGCACGCGACUACAAAGACGUUGAGGCCCAGAACUACUGGGCUGAAGCGGUGCGUCUGGCGCAAAACGGGACUGAUCCCUCGCGCAAGGAGAGGAUAAAAUACGGGUUACAAGUCAUGGCGAGGGACCAUGCGCGUCUCCCGUUCCAGUGGGAUGGAAGUAGGAACGCUGGGUUUACGAGUGGUACGCCGUGGAUGCGCGUGCAUGAUGAGUAUGCGAGUAUCAAUGUUGAGAUGCAGGAACGGGAUCCGGAGAGUGUGCUGGCGUUUUACAAGCGUGUGCUUGGACUGAGAAAGGUGCAUAAGGAAGUUUUUGUCUAUGGGGCGUUUGAAAUGCUGGAUUUGAAGGCGAAAGAGACAUUUUCGUAUAGAAAGAGGUAUGAGGAGAAGACGGCGGUUGUGGUGUUGAACUUUUCGACAGUGCAGCAACAGGUAGGUGUUGAUGUUGGGGGCAUGAGGCUGCUGGUGAGUACUGAUGGGAAGGGAGAUGAGGGUUUGCUGGGUCCUCUUGAGGGGAGGAUUUAUGUCGACUAUUGA
Exserohilum turcica Et28A is the source of this 1764-nucleotide messenger RNA. Its product is annotated as glycoside hydrolase family 13 protein. Bases 1 to 1764 code for a protein of 587 amino acids. The record is from RefSeq and is a predicted model, not a curated record. Gene Ontology annotation, molecular function: alpha-amylase activity. Lineage: Eukaryota; Fungi; Ascomycota; Dothideomycetes; Pleosporales; Pleosporaceae. Gene Ontology annotation, biological process: oligosaccharide catabolic process. The transcript has a single exon.